AUGUCCCGUAACUACACGUCGAAGGGUGACAAUUACUAUCAGAAGGAAAUCGGACUGAGCAGUGUACAAUCGGUCGAUGGCGACUCGUUGCCCGACUACAGUGAGUUCGAUACCGAAUCGGUAACGUUGGACUAUUUCAAGGAAAGCACCAAACGUGGACCAUCGCCGGACAGAAUGGCACCAACGACAACCAUCGAAACCGUAACGAUCACGCGACCAUUGAAGGUGAUUGCAUUCAUUUGCGGCGUGAUCGUUGUCAUUCUGAUGAUCCUGGCGCUCACCUCCACCGACUGGCUGAUGGCGGAGAGUUGGCGCCAGGGUCUGUUCGUGCAUUGCAUCGAGGAGGGUUAUGAGCCGCCGCUACCUUUCAACUUGCAGGAUCCACCAGGCUGCUAUCCGAGCCGCGAUGUUGCUUACAUCAAGGCGACGGCGGCUCUUUGCAUCAUCACACUCGUCACCGACGCUCUGGCGACGUUCCUCACUGGGCUCGGGCUGCGGACGCAGGAUCACAACCUGAAGUACAAGUUCUACCGCAUCGCCGUGCUCGUCAUGAUGGUUGCACUGAUAGCCUUGCUGGUCGCAUUGAUCCUGUAUCCGAUUUGCUUCGCCGCGGAAUUGAACAUUGCUAACCGGUCGGUGUGGGAAUUUGGCUGGGCGUACGGCGUGUGUUGGGGCGCGGCCAUCUUCCUCUUCGGUGCUGUCGUGCUGCUGCUGUGCGACAAGGAGUCGGAGGAGAUCUACUACAAGGAGAGGAAGAUUGUACACGACGCAUCGUUAAGAGACUAGGCCAGGGCACACGCACUGCCCGACGUUGUGCUUUAGACGAUAGGAGAACUCGCGCGUACACGCUCAACCGCCAUCGACAUCGACAUCACCAACACCAACACCAUCACCCACACGAAACGAACGAAUCUCCGCGCUCAGUGCGUCACGGGCGUACUGUCAGGAUCGGGCAGCGAAUCUCACUUGCCACGGCCGAGCUGACAGGACCGGAAGCGCCACGUGGCCAGGUGCCAUACGCAGCCGCCCCGGAAACAGCCUCAGCAGGGGGUCCUCACGAGCGGUCCGAUACCAUUUAGCACUAGAUUCACUGUGUCUGUGUAGCAUCAGGUGUGUAUGUCUCUGUGUGUGUAUGUGUGUGUGUGUGUGUGUGUAGAAAGCCAACGUCGCGGCUGUUAGGACGAGAAAUCAGCAUGUCAGCAGCCAUGUCCAGCAGCGCAGCGCCCAACCCUUUUUCCCGCACGGCCAAUAGUGGCUCGAAUGAUCGGAGCCGAAGCAGGUGUACAUAAAAGCAAACCCCCUCUCAGCGAUAAUGAGAUAAGGCGAGGCAGCAGGAGGGGCACGGGCCGAGGAAAGAGAGAGGGAGAGAGCACAGAAGCAGAGAACGGAAACGGAAACGGAGGAGAAACCACAACGUACCAACGUAGGAUAUUCUGGGUAGAACACAAGCCCGCGAAAAUCUAGUGUGCGAUUCGAUAUUCUCUCAUAGUGUUAACCGUCAUUUAUAUGAUCCGUCGGAAAUGGAGGGUUCGGUGGCGAGGGUGAAGCGUUACCGGAGAAGGGUAGGCCGUCGCCGCCUGCCUCCUCCUUUGUCCGUGUAUUUAGCGAUCGAUACAUACACAUAUAUAUGAUUAAAAUCAAAGCGAAGUUCUUGUCAUGUAAACUAGGCAUUGAAUAUUAACGACGUGUUCUCCAUGCGAAUAUCUUCUCAUGUAAUAUACUGAUAAUUAUUUUCUUCCCCUUUCUUCUCCCCCCCCCCCCUCACACCACUCCAUCCCUCUUCUAUCCUUGGUUCGCCGGUUGAGCCGGUUCGCAUAGGCUUUUAUAUAAGGAAAUGGCGUGCCCAAUGUGCCACAGAUUUUGCGCAUGGAAUUGGAAUCAAGAGACGCGUCCUACGUGAGAGGGAGGGAAGAGUGGGGCAGGGACACAAGACACAGGGUACAGGCCCCCCUCGUUACGGAUUGGCAGCUACGAAUGGCCGAUUCAAACGAUUAGGGUCGUUCCGAUUUCGAUAUCACGCCACAUUGCACUAUCCUGGGAAUCUUUUAUAUACAUAUAUAUAUAUAUAUAUAUACAUAGCAACAGCAACCAUUUAAUACUGUAACAUGCUUUUUGGGACACUGCGAAAACGGUGACGAUCCGUGGGCGACGAAAAGAAUCGAGUUAUUUGGCAUGAACCAAGACCCAGCUGGACAGGUUCGCAGCUCUUACUCGCUAAAGUACAUGUAAUGGAAAGUCAGCAAUCACAUGAAUUUAAAAGAAUCUCAACAACACGUACACUUUUAUUCUAGAACACAUUGUGGGGUUAAAUAGCAGUGAGUUUUUUCAUGAAAUUGUCAAUUGUGUAAAUAGCCGUAUAAAUGCAUUCAUUGAUCAUUACACAUGUAACCACCAUUGUUGUAAUAAAUAAUUUAAACAUAUCUAUUGUACACGAACCGCGGUUCACAGAUAUAUGCAUUUGCAUAUACACAGUUUUAAUUUAUUUAUUUCGUUCCACAUUUCGCUAUAAGUUAUGUUAUGUUUUUUUCCUUCUUAACCGCAAGUGUGGCGGACCAACUAGAUUGCGACCCUUUAUCUGCGUACGUUUCUGUACGGUGUACGUUCAAACCCACUGGAGACAGUAAGAUGAUAGAAGAACUAAUGAGACAAAGCUCGCGCAAACCAUUUAUGCUAGGUCGUGUGUUAAUUAGUACACUUUAUUUGAACCACUCACAAUGAGAAGUAAAAUUCACGAUCAGAACCGACCGGGGGAGCUUACCGUUGCCCUGAAGGACAUGGGCGCAACCGGUGGCAUGCUGGGCAAUAGAGGAUGGUUCAGUGCAGCAAGCUAAUUAUAGUUAGCCGUUUGGUUAAGAAGGGCCUAUCAGAGGGAAUGCGCGGAGGAAUUGACGCAUCUUGGCAGUACUAGGAAGAGAAGGCCUCUAACCAUAGUAACAUUAACAGCCUACCCUGCGAUUACAUACACUGUGGUUGAGGUUAAUUGUAUGUAAUCCGCAAGUGGCAAAACAUAUCGUACCGUUAGUAAGGAAGUAGGCGCCGAAGAGCGCAUUUGCGUAUUUUAGGAUGAUCUAGCGUGGUACGCGAAAGGGCAAGUACAGAUGAGAGCAGUGCGUGCAAGCCAAAUCGGUCAAUAAUCUAUUGUCAAUUGGCGCGAAUUUAAACACCGUAGGAAGACGUUUUCGAGUUAAUACGAAUGAUGGUUCGAACCCAAAUCGCACGUGAAGGGUCACUGUGCUUUCCUUUUUUCUUGUAACAUCGUUUCUAGUGCUCUGGGAAACGCUUAACUACCGUACGAAGGGUAACAAGUAAUGAUUUUAAAGUACCAAUAAAAUACGU
Molecule: messenger RNA, 3336 nt
Organism: Anopheles nili
Lineage: Eukaryota; Metazoa; Arthropoda; Insecta; Diptera; Culicidae
Product: transmembrane protein 47
Exons: 6
Coding region: 1-786 (261 amino acids)
Biological process (GO): cell-cell adhesion
Cellular component (GO): membrane; cell-cell junction
Source: RefSeq, a predicted model, not a curated record